Molecule: messenger RNA, 663 nt
Organism: Rotaria sordida
Lineage: Eukaryota; Metazoa; Rotifera; Eurotatoria; Philodinida; Philodinidae
Source: the annotation of a GenBank genome assembly
AUGUCUACCUUAACAAGAAAUUCGUCUAAUCCACCACCAUACUUCUACAACUUAAGUCCACAACAACAAAAGAAUUGGAUGAAAACUACUCGUCGAAUGGAAAAAAACGAACAACUACGAGCCGAAUAUCCACCUUUUCAAUCACCAUCAAAUUUUACAAUUCUUCAUCUUCAUCAAUAUUCAUCAAUCGAAACAGUAGAAGAAUUAAUAAUGAAGGCAAGAACAACACAUAAAUAUACGAUCGACACAGAAUCACAAGUGAUAAACAAGGUAGCAAAAUGUGCUCUCGUGCAAAUUCAACUUAUUCAUUCAAUUCACAAGUCAACAUUAAUAUUAAUUGAAAUGUUUUAUUUACCAAAUCAAAAUUCAUUGUUAUUCAAGAAAAUCAAGGAACUAUGUUCAAUUAUAUUUCGUGAUGAAAAUACAAAAAUUACCUGGGGACCAUUCGACAAUGAAUUUAAAAAUUUUCAUUCAUAUGGAUUAUUUGAAAAAGAUAAUAGUAUUGAUUUAAAUGAUUGUGGAAAUGAUAACGAAGAUCGUCGUUUAACAAUACUUGGUUUAUUUGUCUGUGAUGAUCUUUCAUUUGUAUAUAGUGAACAAUUAGCAAUUAAAUAUAAUGCAUCAAUUGAUGAAGUUUAUCAUUCAUAUCUGGAAUAUUUAUAA